Molecule: messenger RNA, 207 nt
Organism: Pyricularia oryzae 70-15
Lineage: Eukaryota; Fungi; Ascomycota; Sordariomycetes; Magnaporthales; Pyriculariaceae
Exons: 2
Coding region: 1-207 (68 amino acids)
Source: RefSeq, a predicted model, not a curated record
AUGCGUGCCGGUAUUACUGGCUCUUUGGGAUUAUGCACAAUACCCAUAAAGUUGAGUCCAGAGCAGGCAAAGCCACAGCUCGUCCAUGUUACCUCCGUGCCUGUUUUUCCCCACUGCCGGGUUACCACCCGGACCCAGUGUUUAUUUCCCGGCCCUGGAACCGGGAUGCACAUUAACAUUUACCACGUAAACCUUCUCGUGAUAUGA